AUGAAGGUUAGUGAGGUGUCACAGGAGGAUGAAGAGAUUGAUUUAUGGCAAGAACUAUGGCGGCUCCGAUGGCAGGCUUUCGGCAGUGGGACAGUGGACCGUGCGGCGAUGGACCAGUUAGCACGCCGUGCAGCAGCUAGUGAACACCAUGAAGUGGCAAAACUGGCACGCAAUUUAUUGAACGCAGGCGCGAAAGUUAACUAUAACACUCGUUUCGAGUGGCUUACAUCAGUCGUGGGUGGACAGCGAUUUCCUCCAGUACAAAUCGAUGUGGCAGGGCCAGAGGGCUGGGACGGAAACGGCGCUGCAAGUGGUAAAAUGAUGGACAAGGGAGACAGCUGGGAUGGAGAUUUGUAUGCCAGAAUUUGCUCAGGUAUCCCUCAUAUACAACAGCAUCGCGAAAUACCAGACUGCUCGCUUGUCGCGAGUCUCAUCAAUGUGCGUCAGCGCGCAGCUUCCGCGCUUCGUGUCCGACACAUAGGCGCAACAUACGUUGUUAAUUUGCAUUUUAAUGGCUCUGACUGCCGACUGGUUCGUGUCGAUUUAUCUUAUGUACCACGAGACUCGCAGGGUUCUAUUCUCGCACUGCAUUCGCACAAAAUAGAAGACGUGGUGCUCGAACGAGCUUACCUGCUGGUCAAAAAUGGUGGAUCGUAUAAGCUAAGUGGCUCUAAUGCUGCGAUAGACACUUACCUGCUUACGGGUUACAUUCCAGAGAUUCGUCAUGUGCGUAACGAUGCCAUGAAAAGGAUCACGACGUUGCUCAAGGGCGGCAUGUGUAUUAUUGCUCUAGGUACUGCAGAAAAGGUCAAUGAUAGAAAUCUGAAAAGCUCACAUGACUACGCUACAAUUGAAAUACAUUCGAAUGGAAACCUGGUAGUACGGGAUCCCCUUGAUGCUUCCCGCAAGCUUGAGAUUGAUGAAUGUACAUUACUCACGAACUUUAAAUUCAUGUAUUUUAACUGGAAUCCGCGCUUGCUUUUUGCACAUCACCAGACACUGCACUUCCGUUACACUACAGAUCCAAUGAACAAUUUUCCUACUGUAAUCGAUAAACCCUUAUUCGAAAUUUUCAACAAGUCUGAGCAAUCAGAAUCAGUUUGGGUGUUUUUGGAACAGCAUUUCGAUCGCACCCUCAACGACCAAAGCAUUUGUUUAGUGCAACAAGUUCCAGAUAGCGUAUUACUGGUAUCAAACCGGUUUGACGGCAGUAACUCUGGUUUUUACCUACUGAAAGUUGAGAUUUCCUCGAAGAAUUGUAUCAAAUUAUUCUGUCAUUCUGAAGUUUCUGCAAAUUACUCCUUGCAUUUUUAUCACAUAUCUGCCCUCAUCAGUUGUAAAAAGGCUACUGUUCGAGCGCUGGUCGCUUCGGUGGAUGACGAGUGGAAUAGUGCAAACUACUAUGGUGCUUUUUCUAAUCCGGAGUUUUACAAGAACCCAACAUUCGAAUUGGUGGUUGAAUCUAAUUCAAAGGAUCAUGUUUAUGUAGAUCUGCAAUUGCUGGGCAUGAGUACGAGCUUGCUCAAUUUGCAAAUAUAUCACAUGGACGAUUAUGAUCUCACAAAGCCGAUUGUAUUCGAUGAGUCUUACACAGAAGGCAUCUAUAUUCGAAAGAGUCUACCAAUAGUGCCAAACGCACGUUAUAAAGUUAUAUGUUCCUCAUAUCACCAGAGUGAUACUAAUAGAUUCAAACUUUUGGCAACAACAUCUUCCAAGAACUCUAAGGUUAAACUUUCAAAGUGUUUCCCCCAAUACGGAUCUCACAAAUAUCAGUUGGCACGUAAUUUCUCGUGGAGAAAAGAGACCAACAGAGUUAAAAUCCCUUUCGGACUUGUAGCCACUACAUUCCUGCAUAUUCGCGUCUUGGCUUUGGAAUUUCAGGGUGAAAUGUUCAUCAGAAUCAAUAUAUUUGAUGAUGAUACACAGGAGCUCCUGCUACAUAAUGAGGACUUUUGCAUACUUCCGAGGCAUGGAUUAGUUAUACCGGACUUUUCCGGUAUGGGUGGUAGGCAUCUCACACUCUUGAUAGAAAAAGAUGGGCCACCAACGAUGUUCAAUAGCGUCCCAAUGCGUCUUGAGAUAGGUUCGGAUUUUAAAGUCGUCUUGAACGGCUGA
Messenger RNA from Lachancea fermentati, 2115 nucleotides. The record is from the annotation of a GenBank genome assembly. NCBI's taxonomy places the organism in Eukaryota, Fungi, Ascomycota, Saccharomycetes, Saccharomycetales, Saccharomycetaceae.